This is a messenger RNA of Spodoptera littoralis (African cotton leafworm), 4080 nucleotides long. The record is from the annotation of a GenBank genome assembly. NCBI's taxonomy places the organism in Eukaryota, Metazoa, Arthropoda, Insecta, Lepidoptera, Noctuidae.
AUGGAUGCGAAGAAAGGAAAUAAAAAUGACUCGAAAUCAAACCCACCACGGACUGAACCAAAGAGUGUGCCCAACGUGUUUAAGAGGACGUUGUUCUGCUGGAUGCUGCCUAUAUUUUACUUUGGCAACCGCAGAGACCUGGAAGAAAGUGAUCUUCCACCUCCGAAGAAUAUGUACCAGUCCAAGAUGCUCGGAGAUAAAUUGGAAAGGAGUUGGCUGAAAGCAGAAUAUGAAGCGAAACUAACUGGACAAAAACCGAAAUUUGCGAAGGUUUUAUUCAAGACAUUCAUCUGGUCUUACAUACCGGGUGGUUUGAUGCAAGCUACCUCGAUAGGCCUACGCACGGCAUCUCCACUGCUGUUCAGUCAAUUGCUUCGAUAUUGGUCCGCUGACUCCCCAGUGGACCGGGAGGCGGCCAUGUACUACGCAAUCAGUAUGAUCCUCGCUAACUGGGCGUCAGCUUUCAUGAAUCACCACGGAGUACUGUUCUGCCAGCAGUUCGGUAUGAAGCUGAGGUGUGCCGUUGGAUCAUUAAUGUUCAGAAAGAUAAUGCGUAUGAGCAACGGCUCUCUAGGUGACACUGCAGCGGGUAAGGUAGUGAACAUACUAUCGAAUGACCUGCAAAGGUUCGACUUAUCGAUGAUGUUCCUCCACUACGUAUGGAUUAUACCUCUACAAAUCGCCGCAGUCAUAUAUCUGGGUUACCUGCAAGCUGGAACUGCAGCUUUCAUUGGUUUCGCUGCCUUAAUCAUCAUAGCGUUGCCAUUCCAAGGUGGUUUGGGUCAGUACCUAGGUAAAAUUCGACUUCGCACCGCAGAAAAAACAGACAACAGGAUAAAAAUAAUGAGCGAAGUCAUAAACGGAAUACAGGUAAUUAAAAUGUACGCAUGGGAGAUUCCUUUCCAAAAAGUAGUCGGCCAGAAACGUGCGGAAGAGCUGAAGGAAGUGAAGAUUGCAACUAUUUUGAGGACCGUGUUCUUAGGAUUUAUGAUGUUCACGGAAAGAGCUGCUCUUUUCUUCACCGUACUCACUUAUGUCUUGUUGGGAAACGUAAUGUCUGCUAAUGUGUUCUACCCGCUGCAACAAUUUAUGAGCGCUGCUCAAGUAAACAUUACAUUAAUCUUGCCUAUGGUGCUAUCGUUCACUGCUGAGCUCUUCGUGUCUCUAGGAAGAGUCGAGAAGUUCUUGUUACUAGAGGACAGGCCAGACUUGAAGGGGCAUCCGGAAGAGACAUCGUCCAAUUUAUUCCGCAACUUAUCGGCCGAUGGCAUACCGGAGACCAACGGGUCUAUCCGACCGCUCUCUUACCAUCGGAAAUCGGAUGCAUUACCAGCAGAGCCAGGUAGUGAAAUCCAGCUGAAGGUUCCAAAGUUUACAAGGAGUGUAUCGUAUCAAGAGGAUACAGCGCUAGUGUUGCACGAUGUGUCGGCAAGUUGGACCGGGGACCCUAACAUGAUGGCGCUCAAGAACAUCUCCAUGCGACUGCGGAAGGGAAAGCUAUGCGCUAUCAUUGGUGCAGUCGGUUCUGGAAAGUCCUCGAUUUUGCAACUACUACUAAAAGAAUUGCCUUCGGCGACUGGCACUAUUUCAAUAUACGGCAAGAUGUCGUACGCUUGCCAAGAGGCGUGGCUGUUCCCCAGCACUGUCCGGGAGAAUAUACUUUUCGGUUUGCCGUUUGAACCCGGAAAAUAUAAGAAGGUGUGCAGAGUGUGUGCACUCGAGAAGGACUUCAAGCAGUUCCCGUACGGGGACCAGACGUUGGUGGGAGAGAGGGGGGUGUCCCUCUCCGGAGGGCAACGCGCCCGAAUCAAUUUGGCGCGCGCUGUUUACAGAGAGGCCGAUAUUUACCUUCUCGAUGAUCCUCUGUCUGCUGUCGACGCUAACGUAGGGCGUCAGCUAUUUGAGGGAUGUAUCAACGGUUACUUGCGUGGACGCACUAGGAUCCUGGUCACACAUCAGAUUCACUUCUUGAAGGCUGCUGACUACAUCGUUGUAUUAAACGAGGGCCGCAUUGAAAACAUGGGAACAUUUGACGAAUUGGUUUCGUCCGGCAAAGAAUUUUCAAUGAUGCUCGCGCAGCUGCAGGAAGGCAAAGACAAGGACGCUGAGAGUGUUGGCUCACGGAGUAUCGAAGAAAAAGAUAAACCAGCUCUAAAGACCAUGAUCAGUGUGAAUGAAGGCGAGGAGUUACAAGAGUUUGAAGCGCAGAAGAUGAAAGAAGAAGAGAGACAAUCUGGCAACCUGCGGUGGGAGGUGAUCUCUGCGUACUUCCGAUCGGGAGGGAACGUCUGCUUCAUCUUAUUUGCACUAUUAGUCGUUGUACUAGCCACUACCUGCGCCGCUUCUGUUGACUAUUGGGUCAGUUAUUGGACAAAUCAAAUGGCAGCGUAUGAGGAAUCCUUGGGUGGAGAAAGUAUCGAGCCCGGUUUGGACGUGCAGGCGGGUCGGUUCACAGUGGGUCAGUACCUAAUAAUCCAUGGCUGCCUGGUGGCUGCUUUGGUGUUGAUGGUCAACCUGCGGGUGUUCCCCUUCGCCUACCUCUGCGUCUCCGCCUCAGCCAAACUACACAACCAGAUGUUCUCGACUAUGCUGAGAGGAAUCAUGAGGUUCUUCGACACUAGUUCUUCAGGUCGUAUCUUGAAUCGUUUUACGAAGGACAUGGGUUCUCUCGAUGAGAUCCUGCCUCGUACUUUAUUGGAUGUCCUACAGAUCUACGGAACUUUGACUGCUAUCCUGGUACUCAACGCCAUUGCCCUUUACUGGACCCUAGUACCUUCAGCAGUACUACUUGUUCUAUUCGGCUUUAUGGUACGAAUAUACUUAAAGGCAGCACAAGGCAUUAAACGAUUAGAAGGCACAACAAAAAGUCCAAUGUUUGGAACAGUGACGUCAUCACUGAGUGGUAUUUCCACUAUCAGAGCAUCCAAUGCUCAAGAGAGAUUGAUUGAACAGUUUGACGACAACCAGGAUCUUCACACUACUUCGUGGAACAGUUACUUAAAUGGAGGAACAACGUUUGGAUUCUAUUUGGAUACAAUGUGCCUGGUAUACAUGACUACCAUCAUAUUCGUGUUCCUCUUCAUCGAUUUUGGGGACGCGAUACCAGUGGGCAGCGUUGGCCUAGCGGUGACGCAGAGCAACACGCUGACGUUGAUGUUGCAGCAUGGCGCGCGCAUGUUGGUCGAGUUCCUCGCGCAGCUCACCAGCGUCGAGCGCAUCCUCGAGUACACGCGCAUCGACACCGAACCAGACUUGUUCCAAGGAAAAGUCGAAAUGCCGCCAAAUUGGCCCUACCAAGGAAGGAUUGUGUUUCAAAACGUUUCUCUACGGUACGCGCCAAACGAACAACCCGUCCUUAAAAAUUUGAACAUUGUUAUCGAAAGCGGAAACAAGAUCGGGAUCGUGGGGCGGACGGGCGCUGGCAAAUCUUCUUUGAUAUCAGCAUUAUUCCGAUUCGCCUACCUCGAUGGAUUAAUAUCCAUAGACGGACUCGAUACUUCGCUGAUUUCGAGACAGGGACUGCGAUCGAAAAUUUCAAUUAUUCCACAAGAACCGAUCCUGUUUUCUGCGACAAUCCGAUACAAUUUGGAUCCGUUUGACAUUUACAGCGACGACGACCUCUGGAGAGCUCUCGAACAGGUCGACUUGAAGUCAGCUAUACCGUCUUUGGAUUUCAAAGUAACAGAAGGAGGUUCUAAUUUCUCAGUGGGCCAGCGGCAGCUGAUGUGUUUGGCGCGCGCUGUGUUGAGAUCCAAUCAGAUCUUAAUUAUGGACGAAGCUACGGCGAACGUAGAUCCUCAGACGGACAACUUCAUCCAGGAGACGAUUCGCCGGCAGUUCGUAUCAUGCACCGUGUUGACGAUAGCUCACAGACUGAACACGAUCAUGGACUCCGACAAGGUGCUCGUCAUGAGCAGCGGCCAGGUGGCGGAGUACGACCACCCGUACGUGCUGCUCUCCGACCCCAACAGUCACUUCUCCGCCAUGGUGCGGGAGACCGGGGAGAAGAACAGUGCUAACUUAUUCCAAGUAGCCAAAGACGCUUACUUCCAAAGUAAUCUGAAAGAAAACGCGAGAUAA